Messenger RNA from Dicrocoelium dendriticum, 219 nucleotides. Lineage: Eukaryota; Metazoa; Platyhelminthes; Trematoda; Plagiorchiida; Dicrocoeliidae. The record is from the annotation of a GenBank genome assembly.
AUGAAUAAUUUCCUCCCCCCCCCCCACGGGGCCCGCCCCACCCGCCCGCACGACGAUCUCAAAAAAAAACUCCAACCUCCCUGCAACAGGGGGGGGGUGGUGGGGGGGGGGGUGGGGGGGGGGGGGGGGGGGGGGGGGGGGGGGGGGGGGGGGGAGAGGGGGGGGGGAGGGGGGGUGGGGGGGGGGGGUGGGGACGUGUCAAAGACAAACCCACAAUAA